AAACUAAACAAAGCACAAACAAAUAGCAAGCAAACGGAGUUGAUAUCGAAAGCAACACAGGAAUACGCAUUGUACGCAUAAGUUUUAACACAAUUUGGUGCUUUUAGCCAACAAUGAGUGACCGAACAAGUGAUGCAGUGGGUGUUUCCAAUGAUUCAGAAACACCAGACACUUCUGCAAUCGACAAAGAAGCAACAAACGAUCCGACCAGCAGUUGUCGUACACAGAGUAGCGAAAUGGAAGAAAAACCACACAUAGGUGUUCCGAAAACAUCCUUUUCCAUCAAUCCCACCUAUGUUCCAGAAGGGCCGGAAAGCGAUUCGUGUUGCUCCACACGAAAUAAGCUCAAGCUUCGCAAGGAUCUUCGUGCGGAGACACGUCCAGCGCCGUACCUCAAAGUACGACCGUCAGCAUUGCUUACAUCUCGAUUGCUAGAAGCUGUCUCACUCAACAACGCUGAAAAGGUGAAGGAAAUGAUACAACAAGGAAUGUCGGCCAACACGUUUGAAUGUUUUUUCAAUCGGUCAGCGUUGCAUAUUGCCUGUAGCAGAGGUUACCGGGACGUGGUCCAGGUUUUGCUGGAGAACAACGCCAAUCCGAACAUUCGCGACAAAAAUCUAAACACUCCGCUUCAUUUAGCCGCCAGUACGGAAAACGUAGAGGUGGUCCAGCUGUUGCUCGACUAUGGCACCAACGUAUUGCUGCGCGAUUCGAAUGAUUUACUUGCACUGGACUUUUCCAUCGGUAAAUUGCGACUGUCGGAGCGUAUUAUAUCUAAAAUGCAAACGCUAACGGAGAGCGACAUACAUAAACAUCGGGAAAAAACUGUUGAAAUUUGCGAACGAAUCUUUGCCGUUUUUAAGCGGCAGAUUCGGACACAGCGGCACGAAUUCGAUCAGGCAAAGCUGGAACAAAUGCUGAACGAUUUUUCCGAACAACUCAACAAAGUGCGUCAGCGCAAGAUCGAUUUGGAUACGCUCGUUGACCAAAUCGGUAACCUUAAGGUACAACACGAAAUCGAUAGCGAUGUCAGUACGUUGCUCUCAACGCUGCAAAAGUUUACCCUGUAAGCUAAGGUACAAUAAUGAUUUGCCGGUUUAAAACCCGCAGACAACAUUCCACAUGGGGCGGAACGUGAUUACUUUUGUCUUUCGUUAUUUUUCUGUUACAAGCGUUGUAUAUAUUAUAGGUAUUCUUUUUCGGUUCAUCCACGAUGUACAUAAACCGUUCAUUACAAUAAAUAUUGAGCCAUGAAUUUCUAAACGACA
Molecule: messenger RNA, 1268 nt
Organism: Anopheles funestus (African malaria mosquito)
Lineage: Eukaryota; Metazoa; Arthropoda; Insecta; Diptera; Culicidae
Product: poly [ADP-ribose] polymerase tankyrase-1
Exons: 1
Coding region: 114-1070 (318 amino acids)
Molecular function (GO): protein binding
Source: RefSeq, a predicted model, not a curated record